Messenger RNA from Penicillium paradoxum, 1248 nucleotides. RefSeq lists its product as uncharacterized. NCBI's taxonomy places the organism in Eukaryota, Fungi, Ascomycota, Eurotiomycetes, Eurotiales, Aspergillaceae. The record is from RefSeq and is a predicted model, not a curated record. The transcript is spliced from 2 exons. The coding region runs from base 1 to 1248 and encodes 415 amino acids.
AUGAAUAUUUUAUACUAUAUUCUCUCAUUGCUAUCACUAGCAUCUGCUUCUACAGUGGUUGACUUGGGAUAUGCUAGCUAUAAAGGCCAGACACUGUCCAACGGAGUCACACAGUGGCUGGGUAUCCGCUAUGCUGCUCCCCCUGUAGGGGAUUUGCGGUUUGCAGCCCCAGAAGAUCCUUUGGAUAUGGAGGGGAUUCAACAAGCAAAUGAGUUUGGUGGCAAUCCCAAGCAUGUGGUCAUUGGUGGUGAUAGUGCAGGUGGUACUUCGGUGGCUCUCAUGCUAUCAGCAUAUGGUGGCAAAGACGAGAAGCUUUUUGUUGCAGCAGCCUCAGAGUCACAAAGUUUUGGCACGAUGCUUAAUGUCUCCGAGAGUCAAUUUGCAUACGACGAGCUGGUGACUGCAACUGCAUGUGACAGUAGCAAAGAUACACUGGCAUGUCUACGCGAACUAGAUGUCCAUUCUUUGCAGGCGAAGAACAUCAACAGACCCUACCCAGGAGCAAAGGGAAAGCCGCUGUUCCUAUAUGGUCCCACAAUUGACGAAGAUUUGGUGCCAGACUACACAUACCGUCUCUUCAAUGAAGGCAAAUUCAUCAAAGUACCAGUGAUAUUUGGUGACGACACCAAUGAAGGCACAACAUUCGUCCCCAAAAAGGUUUCCAGCGUCGCCGAGGCAGAUACUUUCAUCAAAAAGCAGUUCCCAUAUAUGACGCAAUCUCAAAUGACCAGGAUCAACAGUAUGUAUCUUACUGCAAAUCAGACAGAGACAUUCCCUGGAGCUGGACCCUACUGGCGGCCUGCAAGCAAGGCCUACGGCGAGAUACGCUACAUUUGCCCCGGUAUUAAGAUGUCUUCUAUCUACGCUGACGCAGGUGUUCCAAGCUGGAACUACCAUUACGCAGUGCAAGACCCCGCCAAAGAGGCUUCUGGGAUGGGCACAGAUCACACGGUUGAAGUGCAUGCGAUCUGGGGUCCAGAGAAUACUGGCCAAAGAGCUCCAGCCUCAUACACUACCACUAAUGCAGCUAUAGUGCCAUUGAUGCAGGCUUACUGGACAAGUUUCAUCGUGUUCUUGGAUCCAAAUACCAAACGUCUUUCGUCGAGUCCGAAAUGGCAAACUUGGGGCGAUGAUGCAUAUCGCCGGAUAUUCAUUCGGACGGGCAAAACUAAAAUGGAGACUGUACCACAGAAGCAGAGGAGUCGAUGUCAAUAUUUGACGAGCAUUGGCGUUGCCUUGAGACAAUAG